Molecule: messenger RNA, 920 nt
Organism: Brassicogethes aeneus
Lineage: Eukaryota; Metazoa; Arthropoda; Insecta; Coleoptera; Nitidulidae
Source: the annotation of a GenBank genome assembly
CGAUAGGUGGCCUAAUGCAUCAGCCGCAGUGAUUUGUCAAAGUAAUAAAUUUAUUAUUCUUGAUUAAUCUAUUUACGGUGUAAUUCCACAUUAUAUUACAAUGGAGAGAGUUGUAAUAUUUGGUUCUACCGGUAUGACCGGCUUAUGUGCUGUAGAAGCCGCUGUUAAUAAAGGUUUAAAUGUAAGGGCCUUUGUGAGAGACCCUUCCAAGCUUCCCGACCACUUGAGAAACAGUGUGGAAGUUGUAAAAGGCGAUGUUUUAAAUUAUAAUGACGUCCUAAACGCUAUUAAGAACGUUACUGCAGUAGUUGUGGUGUUGGGCACCAACAAUGAUUUAAAAGCCACUACAGUUCUCAGCGAAGGCACUAAGAAUAUCGUUAAGGCAAUGAAGGAAUUGAAUGUUGAGAUUAUUUCGGUUUGCUUGUCAGCAUUUUUGUUCUAUGAGCCUGAAAAGGUGCCCCCAAUGUUUAAGGAUUUAAAUGCAGACCAUCAAAGGCAGUUUGAUAUUGUUAAGGAAUCGGGAUUGAAAUAUAUUUGUAUUCUGCCACCACAUAUUGCCAAUUUGCCGGGUACAGACUACCAAAUACAGUAUGAUGCCUCACCAGGAAGGGCCAUUUCAAAGCACGAUUUAGGCAGAUUUUUAAUUGAUUGUGUGACUCAACCAGAACACUACAAAAAAGUCUGUGGUAUCUGCACAAAACAUUAAUUUUAUUACUUGAGGCCCAACAUAGGGACCAUUAAACAAAAAAAGCCAAAAAUUAUUAGAAAAUAAGUUACAAUUACUUUGGUAUUUUUUUAUAUUGUUUAUGUAGAAAAUAUUAUAGGAAACAUGGUUUUGUAAUAGGUAUUCUAUAGGUUUAAGGAAAAGGCAGUUAUUCUUUGUUGCUUUAUUUAUUUUUAAAUAAAUAUAAUAUAAAAAC